GUGAGAGAUCCUUCACGUCAGUGCUACAUUCUCGUUCUCUGUGAAUAUAAAACCCCCCACCUUGGAUUCUCCUUGCCAUUUUCCUGUUGGGUUGUAAUCUAGUUUGGAACCAUCCAAUGCCAUGGCCAUGCUCCGGGUUUCCUCUUACCGCAAGCUGUUUGAGGAGGAUGACUGGAGAAGUGGCGGGUUGAAUGUGCAGUGUGCAGGGCAGUACGGGUCCUCCAUCAGGGGUGCGGCCAUCAACGAGUGUGACUGUGACAAGUUAGACUUUGCAGCUACCAAGACCAUCAACCAGGAUGGUCUGAACCAGUUUGUCCAGGACCGCACCAUCAUCGCUGCCCUCAAUGACCGCUUGAUCAGGCUCAUUGAAGUGGCCCGUUGUUUUGAGGAGGAAAACGAGUCUCUUGAAUGUCAGAUUGUUGAACUAGAGGAGAAACUGAACAGUCGACGAGCCUCCUCUCGUGUCACCUCUUCUGUGGCUGAGCCUGACUGUAGUCUGGAUGCAGUUGUGGAAAGACUGCGGAGGGAGAAGAAUGAGAUUCUCUGUGACACAGAGGAACUGCAGAAAGAGCUUGAACGUCUCAUGAAAGAGUAUGAGAAGGCUGCACAGCAGAGGAUCACCCUCCAGGAGGAGCAACAAGAUGUCGCUGAGGAAGUGGAUGCUGUGACAGCAUGGUGUUUGGCGUUGAGGGAACAAGUGGCUAUCUAUGAGGAGCAGCUGGCCAACAUGGAGGCCCAGCACAAAACGGCACUGGAGAGUCUGCUGGAGCCAGCCGAAGGGACUACAGGAGCGGUGGCAGCUAUUAAAUUUGGCAGCCCUGACAUCACUCCGGCCUUGGAUGUAAAGGAGUACUACUGCCAGCUGGCUGAGAGCCUCCAGUACGAGUGUGGUGCAGCCUCUUCUGUGGUGGUUCGCAGCGCUGAUGAUAAACAACUGGAAGUGGGAGGAGCUCUAGGGUCAACAGUCAAAGACUUGCCGAAGAUAAAGGAUGUCAAUGAGAUGAAGAUGCUUAUUUCACAGCUACAAAAGGAGCUCGCUGAGCUCGAGAAGUGGAACAAGGAGCUGGAGGACGACGUUGAGAUGAAGAAGGCUGCACACAUGGACGAGAUCGCUGAGUUGGAGUGUACUAUAGAUGAAAUGCGACACCAGGAGGCCAACUUUAAAGAGCAGAUGAAGGAGCAGUGUGAAGACUACAAGGGGCUGCUCAGUGAGAAGAUGGCCAGAGACAUGGAAAUAGCUGCCUACAGGUGUUCAAGUUAUAAAGUCAACUGCUGAAGUUUCUGAUUGCAAUUAAAAUCUGCAGCCUCCCUGACAUGUCUCGUGGAUUCCCAUCUCUGCGGUAGUGGGGGGGGGUCAAAUGGAAACCGACAUCCCCUGUGGUGCUCGCUAAAGUGCCACACAUUAUUUAAACUUGUCAAGGAGAACGAACCGUUCAGGACAAAGCAACUAAUGAUCCAGGGAUGAUUUCAUUGGAUUUUAAAUUAACUUGAUGCACUGUUUACUUCUGACAUUAUCUACAUACUGUAUCAGAAAAUCACAAAGCACAUGAGAAAAGGCAUGUGGAUGUGUGCAGACGACGUGCCCGUUGUCACCAUUUUUCCUCAAAAUCAACAAGUUUCUGCGUAAGCAUCACUUUGAAUAAUAUAAGAAGUAUUUCCGCAACAUCACGUGAAGUCUAAUAUUGUCCGAGCGUCUCAUAGAGUGUCACCUGGACAUCCGCGUUUUCCAUAACAAGAUAUUCCUGCAAACAAAGGGCUGACAUCACAGGCCAACUGGGUGAGCAGGAAACAGCUACUGAAUAUGAUGCAGCUUCCUGCAUGUGACCUUGAAGAUGUUUCAUGUCAUUCCCUCCUUCCACUGAGGUUGUUUAACCAUCUGCCAUCCUGGUAUGUAGAGUGACGCACUUCAGCCCACCUCAUCCUGCUGCCACGGACUUCCUCCUGGUCCUUCCAUUGCUGAUCUGACUGCACCUGACUCCCAGGGGGCCCUGCUGCAGACCUGAGCUCAGGCAUUCACAAUACCUCAUUAGAAUGGGCAAAGAGGACCUCACACUGUCUGUGCUGCGUGCUGGGCCGCUGCCAGCUCUUCUUCACGCCAGCCUGUUAAUGUCAGCCCUCCCCAUACAGCCAUUUCCAAAUUUGCCACAGUUUUAAUCCCCUCUCGUUACCCAGCAGACUGUCCCAAAGACAUUUAAGGCACAGGAAAGGCACACAGCCGAUGCCAGCAUUUUUUUCCCCUCUUUUUUUUAUCUACUGAAUGUUUUGUCAUCCGUGAUUAAAACCAUGAAUAAGAAAUGAAAAUGGUGGUUGUUUAUUCUCUCCGUGUCGUGGCAAACUGUCUGCAUAACAGACCCCGAUGACCCCAGGCUGCCAUUACCAGGUGGCUUAUCGCCUGUGAAAGCAUCUCAGAGCAGUUUAGGCAGAGUAUCACUGCUUCUGCUCACUGCUAAUGUGAAGCAUAUUACACUGUAAUUCAUUCUGCUGUACACUAUGGUCUACUCACACGACACAACAAGAAGUAGCUCAGCUAAGGAUAACUAAGGACAAGAUCCUGGUGUACAUUUUGCUGUUGAUCUCUGUACUCCCCUCAGAUCUCCUCAGCUUUAUUCUGCUCAUUUUUCGAUUGUCUGUAGCUUUGUUGGUUUGUUUUGAUUCUUCUCACCGCUGUCAACACUACCGUUUCCAGAUGCAGCGUACAGCUGUUUUUAGUGAUAUAGCUUUACAAAACCCAUUUUACACCACCUGGCCAGCACUAAACACAGAUAUUUCCUUGAGGAGUUCCUCAUGUUAUGGAAGAGGUGCAGAUAAAAUAGAGGGACAUUCAUGAGAAGUCACUGUUGUAUUAACCGAAAAACAAACAAACAAAAAAACACCAAAUCCAAAAUGUACUAAUAUGUCAUGAUGAACAUAUGUAUGAUAAUGUGAACUAACUAAUGUUUUGGAUGAACAGCAGUGUUCAUUCUUGAGCCUGGAAACUUGAGAAAACAGUGUCACCCCAAGCAAAACUAGAAUGAAAAUAACAAUUAGUUG
Scatophagus argus is the source of this 3030-nucleotide messenger RNA. RefSeq names its product vimentin-related 2 (gene vimr2). The record is from RefSeq and is a predicted model, not a curated record. Gene Ontology annotation, cellular component: Z disc; sarcolemma; cell-cell junction. NCBI's taxonomy places the organism in Eukaryota, Metazoa, Chordata, Actinopteri, Scatophagidae. Gene Ontology annotation, biological process: skeletal muscle organ development. The transcript has 10 exons. Bases 122 to 1276 code for a protein of 384 amino acids.